Messenger RNA from Heteronotia binoei (common prickly gecko), 3138 nucleotides. It is a transcript of the gene ACAD11, whose product is annotated as acyl-CoA dehydrogenase family member 11. The record is from RefSeq and is a predicted model, not a curated record. Gene Ontology annotation, cellular component: mitochondrion. Lineage: Eukaryota; Metazoa; Chordata; Lepidosauria; Squamata; Gekkonidae. Gene Ontology annotation, molecular function: oxidoreductase activity, acting on the CH-CH group of donors; flavin adenine dinucleotide binding. Bases 92 to 2431 code for a protein of 779 amino acids. The transcript has 20 exons.
GAACCCCUUUGCUUUUGCCUUUCUUUAGCAGCGCCCUCGGCAGCCUGGCGCUAUUUGACAGCGGCUUGCAUUUGGCGACGGAGGGUUGGAAAUGGCAGCGGAGCCGGACACCACUGAAGUGAGAGCGCGGCACAAAUUUGACCAAGCGGCCUUGGAGGCAUACUUGUGCCAGCACUUGCCAGGCUUUCCUCUGCAGCCACCUGGAGCUCUGCUCGUCAGGCAGUACAGUUCUGGGCAGUCCAACCCAACCUUUUACCUGAAGAAAGGCCUUAGCACCUAUGUCCUUAGGAAAAAGCCUCAUGGGCCUCUCCUACCACAAGCUCACAAGAUUGACAGAGAAUAUCGGGUCCAGAAAGCUUUGUUUGCAGCUGGAUUUCCUGUUCCUGAGCCCCUUUUAUACUGCAGUGAUGUUUCUGUGAUUGGAACAGAAUUCUAUGUGAUGCAACAUGUACAGGGACGCAUUUUCCGAAACAUUGCUUUACCUGAAGUAAGCCCAGCGGAAAGAUCAGCAUUGUAUGUAGCUGCAAUACAAACUCUGGCCCAGUUGCACUCAUUCAACAUAAAUUCACUGGGGCUCCAAGGCUAUGGAAGAGGACCAGGCUACUGUAAGAGGCAGGUAUUGACUUGGGGAAAACAGUACAAAGCAGCUGCUCAUAUGGACAUUCCAGCUAUGAAUGAUUUAGCUGAAUGGUUAAUGAACAACCUGCCAGGUGGAGAUGAUGAAGAGCAUUUGGUUCAUGGGGACUUUAGAAUAGACAAUGUCAUCUUUCAUCCAACAGAGGCUCGUGUCCUGGCAGUGCUGGACUGGGAACUUUCAACCACAGGGCAUCCAAUGGCAGAUUUUACUUAUUCUGUUGUUUUUUAUUUUUGGCCAAAAGAAUUCAGACAUUUGAAUAUAAAGAAUUUCCAGCAUUUAGGCAGCAUUGCAGGAAUCCCUUCCUUUGAAGAAAUGGUCUCUGUUUAUACUAGCUGCAGAGGUAUCGCCACUUCUCUACCCAACUUGAAUUUUUUCCUUGCCCUUUCGAUUUUUAAAAUUGCUUCAAUAUGCCAGGGUAUCUAUGCCAGAUAUCUUUUAGGAAAUUCUGCUGCAGAAAAUAGCCAUGAGUUUGGCAAUCUGGUGAAACCUUUGGCAGAAAAAGGAUUACAGCUCACAACAAUGACAUUGUUUACUUCUGGCUUCCAGUCCUAUAGUGUGGGAGAAUUGUUCCAGCAGACUCAAAAGGGUAAAGAAGUGCUUCAGAAGGUGAAGGAUUUCAUGGAAAAACAUGUUUUUCCGGCUCAAAAGGAAAUGGCAGAAUAUUAUGCCAGAAAUAAAAAUUCACCAGACAUAUGGAAAAAACCAGCACUCAUUGAAAAACUGAAGGAGAUGGCAAAAGCAGAAGGUCUCUGGAACCUUUUCCUUCCAGCUAUUAGUGGUCUUGGCCAGGUGGAUUAUUCUCUGAUUGCUGAAGAGACUGGGAAGUGCUUCUUUGCCCCUGAGGUAUUCAACUGUCAUGCACCAGACACAGGAAAUAUGGAGGUUCUGCAUAUGUAUGGGACAGAAGAGCAGAAGAAAAAAUGGCUGGAGCCUCUUCUUGAAGGGAAAAUUAGCUCUUGCUUCUGCAUGACAGAACCAGAUGUUGCUUCAAGUGAUGCUACCAACAUGGAAUGCAGCAUUCAGAGAGAUGGAGACAGAUAUAUAAUUAAUGGGAAGAAGUGGUGGAGCAGUGGAGCUGGGAAUACAAAUUGCAAAUUUGCAAUUGUGAUGGCCAGACACAAAACCACCUCUGCACCCAGAUAUAAACAGCACAGCAUGAUUAUUGUGCCAAUGGAUACCCCUGGAGUCAAACUUAUACGACCUCUUUCGGUCUUUGGUUAUUUCGAUUAUUUUCAUGGUGGACAUUUUGAAGUACAUUUUGACAAUGUUCAAGUACCCAUUUCCCAUUUAAUUCUUGGAGAAGGAAGAGGAUUUGAAAUAGCUCAAGGGAGACUUGGACCAGGUCGUAUCCAUCACUGUAUGAGGUCAAUAGGAGCAGCUGAAACGGCUCUCCAGAUCCUGUGUGAGCGUUCAGCUAAGAGGAUGACAUUUGGGAAGAAGCUGUACAAACAUGAGGUUGUCGCUCACUGGAUUGCUGAAUGUCGGAUAGCUAUUGAACAGGCAAGAUUGCUCACGCUGAAAGCUGCCAGCUGCAUAGACACUAUGGGAAACAGAGCAGCAAGAAAAGAGGUUUCUAUGAUCAAAGUGGCAGCACCCCGAGCAGUCCUCAAAGUGAUUGAUUGUGCCAUUCAAGUUUGUGGAGGUGCUGGAUUCUCUGAAGAUUUCCCUUUGGCUCAGAUGUUUGCCUACAUUCGGACCUUACGUGUAGCAGAUGGGCCUGAUGAAGUUCAUCUCUCGACAAUUGCAAAACUAGAACUGCUUGAUCAAGCCAAGCAGUUGACUGCACAUCUCUAGACUGUGGAUAGCAUCAUAACUAGGCCUGGUCUACACACACGAGAAAAGUGAUAAAGUGAAAGAGUUCACUGAAGUGAUCACCAAUACAACUUUUAUUAAAUAAAAUAACUCAACAGAACACCCCAAUCUGGCACAAUUAAUAAAACCUGUAACACAGCUAAGGGCUUAGAUUCAAGUUUGGGCAUUUGUUUGUUUGAUGUGGAAUUACUUGAACUAUUCUCAUAUUUCUAAACUGAAGAAAUUAAUGAAAACUAUGUUUAUUGCUUUGGGUCCCAUACAUGCUUUGGCACCCAUACAUAGAUGGUCAGUUAUCAAACAUAUAACCAACGCCAAAAAAGUAGAUGUGGGGGGACAUUCUCUAUCAUUAAUAACAUAGCACUGGAAAGUGUGUAAUUUUGUUAAAACACUGUUUAAUAAGGGAAACAGCAAUGUGUGUGUUCUGCAGCAGUGGAGAAUGUAUAACAUCCAGCUGGGUUUAAAUACAACCAUCAUUUACACUACUGAUAUGUACAGAUACUCAUAUAUAGGUUUAAUACUUCUGCCGCUGAAAGAGCAUCUGAAUGGAGACAAUAUUAAAUCUAUCAGUAAGCAAAGGUCUACAGUUUGACAUACCGUCCUCACUUCAGCUGGUGAAGAAUACAAUGUUGUUAACAGGACAGCGUUGGCUUUCUUACAUUUUCAGUCUUAAUAAAUUCCACUCUUCACUA